CUGGAAAUAGAAAGAAGAAGAAGAAGAAGGAAAAAGCAAAAUGGUUUUUGGGGGAGAAAGUCUAAACGUGGGCAUUAUAGUUCUGUAUUUUUAAUCAGUGCAUACAUGUGCACAUAUAUGUCGUUUAAUAGAUCGUCAAUUAGUGCACAUUACAUUACAUUAGAUACAUUAUUCUGAGCGCAUUUUGACGCUCGGGCUUGCUAGUUAGCCUAAGCUAGCUUGUUAGCUAGCUUAGCCUGUUAGCUGCUAACAAAGACGCGACACAUUCGUACAACUACGCGCGGAUUAAGAAGACAAAAUGAGUGAUCAAAACACAUCGCUAAGCAGAGAUCAAGUGUGAGUGUAAAGUGUUGUGAUUGUGUGAAAAUGUGCGAAAGAACGAUAGCAGAGUACGAGGAGGAACUUUGUCCAACAAAAGAGGAGAAGGAGCGACAACAUCAAAAACAUCAAGUUGUGUUACACAGAACAGACAUCCAUCAGCUGAUUGGACACCAAGAACAAUGUCUCCCUCAUCUGCAGGGGGACAGUUUCACUUCAGAGUAUCCACAGCCCUCACAUUUUAAAGGGGACGAGAAGCAUCCACAGCCCCCUUAUAAUAAAGAAGAAGAGGAGGGAGAGUGUCCUGUAGGGCAGGAGGAGGCUGAUCUCACCAAGUUUCCACUGACUGUUGUCUCUGUGAAGACUGAAGAGCAUGAAGACAAACCACCUGAGUCCUCACAGCUUCAUCACAGUCCAAACGUCUGUGAAGAACAUCUUCUCUCUGAGCAACAGAAGUGGAGCUUCAGGAUGGACAAGGAGGAGCCACAGCCCUUCCACAUUAAGGAGGAAGAAAUGCAAAGGGAAGAAAAUAACCCACUGACCUCCCAUUUUAAAGAGGAAGAGGAGGAACACAGCAUCAGUCAGGAGGGAGAGCAUCUUGAAUGGUUGGAGGAGUUCCCAGUGACUGGUGUCCCUGUGAAGAGUGAAGAUGAUGAGGUCAAAGGUGAAAGUGAGGAGAAGAGAGAGGCGGAGCCUCCAAGCAGCAGCUCAACUCAACACAUGACAACAGAAGCUGAUGGAGACCACUGUGGAGGAUCACAAGCAGACAAGCUCUUAGCUCCACUAUCAGAUAGUGAGGACACAACGUCACACUCUCCUGACACUGAUGAUGAAGACUCUAAAGAUGAUAAGACAUGUCACACUGACAACACACGCUUCACAUGUUCUUUCUGUGACAAACCUUUCAAAUACCAUUGUCGUCUAAAAACACACAUGAGAAUACACACUGGAGAAAAACCUAUUUCAUGUUCAAUUUGUGGUAAAGAUUUUACUCGAAGGGACCAUUUCAAAACACACAUGAGAAUACACACUGGAGAAAAACCUUUUUCCUGCUCAGAAUGUGGUAAAAGUUUUGUAAUAAAACAAAGUUUAAAAGAACACAUGACAACACACACUGGAGAAAAACCUUUUUCGUGUUUAAUCUGCGGUAAAGAUUUUACUCGAAGAGACCAUUUCAAAGCACACAUGAGAAUACACACUGGAGAAAAACCUUUUUCCUGCUCAGAAUGUGGUAAAAGUUUUGUAAUAAAUCGAACUUUAAAAGUACACAUGAGAACACACACUGGAGAAAAACCUUUUUCCUGCUAAGAAUGUUUUAAAAGUUUUGUAAUAAAUCAAAGUUUAGAGUACACAUGAGAACACACACUGGUGAAAAACCUUUUAUAUGUUCAGUAUGUGGUAAAAGUUAUAUAGAAAGACACCAAUUAAAAUCACACAUGAGAAUGCACCCUGGUAAAAAAAAAAACAUACUCCUGUUCAAGCUCCAACAAAAGCUUCUGUCACCUAAAAUCUUUUAAAGUACACAUAAGAACACACACAGGUGAGAAAGUGUGGAGUUGCAGUGUGUGUGGUGAAAGAUUCUCUUCUAAGUACCAGUGUAAGAAACACAAGUGUGCUGGUGAGAACAGCAGCAGCAAAUGAAGAUGCAGGAUUUGAAAUAAACUGUCUGUCUUGCCUCUUGGUUUUCUGUCUUGCCUCUUGGUGAGGGUGGUCGCAUUUUUCCCUGCUCCUCCUCCUUCCCGCUUGCUUUCUUGUGUCCUUGUCUUUGUCUGAACUUUUUUGAAGCCUCUUUUCUUGAGCUGUCCUCAAAUCUAAACAUCAAAAUGAAUUUGAUCAACUGGACUCUCGACGCAAUUGACACAGUAGAGAAAGAAUACAUUGGAAUUGUCGAAGCCAGCACACAAGAGCAGGAAUGUCAUUGUUUUGACUGCUCGAAGAAAAAACAACAUCUUAAUCUACGAUUUGACUCCCUCGAAUGGCCUUGAGGAACAGGCUGUUUGAAAACACUCCCCUGAGGACUCCUCAAAGAUGGACGCUUUUGACCUUCGCUUUUUUUCAAAAGCACCUGGGUCGGACUGUUGAACUCUUGGGGCCGGCCUCGGCCCAUAAAGACAAUUCCAACAUCUCACCCAAGUAAAUUGGGCAUACAUGCACGCACACGCCCCUCCCCAAAUCAACGCAUU
This is a messenger RNA of Entelurus aequoreus (snake pipefish), 2501 nucleotides long. Its product is annotated as zinc finger protein 180-like. The record is from RefSeq and is a predicted model, not a curated record. Gene Ontology annotation, cellular component: nucleus. The transcript is spliced from 3 exons. Gene Ontology annotation, molecular function: DNA-binding transcription factor activity, RNA polymerase II-specific; RNA polymerase II cis-regulatory region sequence-specific DNA binding. Gene Ontology annotation, biological process: central nervous system development; regulation of transcription by RNA polymerase II. Bases 367 to 1626 code for a protein of 419 amino acids. Lineage: Eukaryota; Metazoa; Chordata; Actinopteri; Syngnathiformes; Syngnathidae.